UCUUCCCUGUUCCGCCCCUACUAGAUGUCUCUGGUACUACUGUAUUCCCCUUGUCGCGUCUCUAGAACGACGUCCUUUCCGCCUUCCAUGGCCGCUACCACGGCGGCACUUCACCAAGCCCUCGCACCUUCCGCCGGGUCUUCUCACCAUGCGGCGCUCUCGCCGACUCCAAGCCGCAACGUCCAUCUCCCCGCCGGCAAUUUCUCGCAGUGCCUCGACUCGGCCAUGGCAAAGGCCGUCGUCGCGCCGCCCGAUACGAUGAACUCGAGGCUUCUCAACUCGCCGCACUCCGCCGCCUCACCGCGCCACACCUCGCCGCACACCUCGUCGCCGCGGCCUCCCCACCCCGCUAUCAUCGUGCCGCCGCUUGCCGCGCGCGCGGGAGCGGUGAGGGCGACCGCGACGGGGGAAGGCGGCGGGCAGGCGCACAAUGAUGCCGCCGCCGCCGCUGCCGCUGUGAGUCCAGCAGCGGAAGAUCAGAGCGACGGCGCCACCGACGGGGCGGCGGGGGGGAGCGCGGAGAGGUCGGGUGGGAGCGGCGGCGCGAUGGAGAUGAAGACGUGCCGACGAUGCCGCGCGGCGUAUGACCCCCGAUACAACCACGCACACGCGUGCAGGUACCAUCCUGCGCUGUUCACAGGAGGGGAGAGGGGCAAGGCAGUGGGUUUCACGAGAGCCAGCAGUCGUCCGGAGGACCAACUGAGCGUGGUGCACGGCACAGGGCUGCUCAGAUUCUGGGACUGCUGUGGCGCCAUGGAUGCCAGUGCACCGGGAUGCACGCAUGGACGCCAUGUGUCCUUUGAUGAGCUUGAAUAGCAGCUGCUGUUGAUUGGACUUGCAAAGCGUCUCUGCUGGGUUGCACCAAGAAAGGUGGACGAUAUGUGGUUGCUACCUGCCCUAAAUAACUCUGCUUGGUUUGGUAUGGGUAGGUGUAUCGCUCCAAGGCAAAUUCCAAUCAUGAUUGAGUACACCCCUGAAUAAUUCCUAUCUGCCGUGUAUCUUUUAUCUAAUCAAUUGAUGGUCGUUUG
Messenger RNA from Closterium sp. NIES-67, 1028 nucleotides. The record is from the annotation of a GenBank genome assembly. NCBI's taxonomy places the organism in Eukaryota, Viridiplantae, Streptophyta, Zygnematophyceae, Desmidiales, Closteriaceae.